AUGUUGACUGGCAAUGGACUCGACGUGAUCACAGCAGCAGCAAUCGCCGCGCUGAGCAGCGAGGUCGUUUUCCACCCACUAGAUACGAUGAUAACCCGAAUGCAAUGCAAAGACUACAGCACAGUGUAUAAGCACAGCAACGGGUCACUGAGACGCGCUUUGUUUACCGGUCUCUAUCAGGGAUUUGGUCCAACACUAUUUGCCGGCAUCCCUUCCUCAGCCGCAUUCUUCGCCACAUACGAAGUGUCAAAAACAUCAUUUGAAAGAGCACAGCGCGCUGGAUAUUUCCCAGGAGUUCCGAAGUCGAUAUUUCAUGGUAUUAGCAGCGCCGUGGCUGAGCUUGUUGCUUGUGCAUUUCUAAAUCCCGCAGAGGUAUUGAAGCAAAAUGCGCAAGUUUCUCAACAAUCCGCAGGUUUGCCAAAAGGAGGUCCGCCUGCCUCUAUAAGAAUGCUGAAGAACUUCUAUAAGCAGCCUUCAGCACUGUGGUCGGGAUAUUGGAUGCUUGUUGCUGGUCAACUUCCUAGUGUCUGUCUGACCUUUUGCUUGUACGAGUCCUUCAAAGAAUCGCUAUACGAAAAACAGCGCCAUCUCGCCGAUACUACCAUGGGACAAAUUGAAGCUAGUGUUUUAUGUGGUGGUAUUGCUGGCGGCUGCUCUUCUUGGUUCUUUGUUCCCAUCGACGUUGUCAAAACACGGAUGCGGUUGGCUCUGGGGGAUGAGAUGAAAUUAUCCCGUUCGCCCGUGGAUAAAGUUGGCUUCGGAACUGUUGAAAUCCAUUCUUCCGUACGGGUCACGGUGAGACCAAGUGCACUCUCUGUUGCUCAAGAUAUAUUCGCCAAAGAAGGAAUCCCGGGCUUCUUCCGUGGUUCUAAGUUGACCUGCAUUGCAGCAAUAGUGUGCAGUGCGAUGUACAUUGGUUCCUACGAAGGUGUGAAACUCUGCCUGGGAACUACUGAUCCGUUAUUAUAA
This is a messenger RNA of Penicillium cosmopolitanum, 969 nucleotides long. RefSeq names its product putative mitochondrial carrier protein (Pet8). Bases 1 to 969 code for a protein of 322 amino acids. The record is from RefSeq and is a predicted model, not a curated record. Lineage: Eukaryota; Fungi; Ascomycota; Eurotiomycetes; Eurotiales; Aspergillaceae. Gene Ontology annotation, cellular component: mitochondrial inner membrane. The transcript has 2 exons. Gene Ontology annotation, molecular function: S-adenosyl-L-methionine transmembrane transporter activity.